This is a messenger RNA of Tarenaya hassleriana, 4227 nucleotides long. RefSeq lists its product as uncharacterized. The record is from RefSeq and is a predicted model, not a curated record. Bases 26 to 3664 code for a protein of 1212 amino acids. Lineage: Eukaryota; Viridiplantae; Streptophyta; Magnoliopsida; Brassicales; Cleomaceae. The transcript has 8 exons.
UUCCUGGGCUCAUCUGGUUCGUGACAUGUUGGAGAAAGAGGAGAAGAAUGAGAAUGCUGAAUUCCAUGUCAAAGAAGUCCAGUACAUUCAAGCAGAUGUGAAGAUAAUCAAGUGUCUUGUGGAGAAUAUUGUGGUAGACAUAUCUUUCAACCAAGUUGGAGGGUUGUGUACACUAUGCUUCCUAGAGGAGGUUGAUCACUAUAUAAAUCAGAACCACUUAUUCAAGCGUAGUAUCAUAUUGAUUAAGGCCUGGUGUUACUAUGAGAGCCGCAUAUUGGGCGCUCACCACGGGCUUAUCUCUACUUAUGCUCUGGAAACAUUGGUUCUUUACAUAUUUCAUGUUUUUAAUAACUCCUUUGCUGGACCCCUUGAGGUUCUCUAUCGAUUUCUUGAGUUCUUUAGUAAGUUUGACUGGGAGAAUUUUUGUGUUAGCCUCUGGGGUCCUGUUCCAAUUUGCUCACUUCCAGAUAUAAUAGCGGAGCCUCCUCGGAAGGAUGGUGGAGAGUUACGAGUUACUGAAGUGUUUCUUAAAGCUUGUAGUAGAGUUUAUGCAGUUUAUCCUGCUGCUCAAGAGAAUCAUGGGCAGCCUUUUGUUUCGAAACAUUUCAAUGUUAUUGACCCUCUGCGUGAAAGCAACAAUCUUGGGCGAAGUGUUAGCAAAGGUAACUUCUUUAGGAUACGAAGUGCAUUUGCCUUUGGUGCCAAAAAGUUGGCAAGAUUACUUGAUUGCCCGAAGGAGGAUUUGUUUCAUGAAAUAGACCAAUUUUUUAUGAAUACAUGGGAAAGACAUGGUAGCGGUCAUCGUCCUGAUGCUCCUGGGGAUGACUUAUGGCAACUAAGACUCUCAGACCAUGACCCACAUCAUCGAGCCGAAAAUGCUAGUAAUUCUUCAGGAAGCAACAGAAAUGAAAAUUCCUCGCAUCAUGAGAUUCAUGUUGAUGGGGUUCAGAGAACACACGGUUUGCCCUCUGUGCCCUCUCAACAGAAUAAGAGUCAGGCUGAAAGUAUGUCUAGAGGAAGUGACACUUCAACGAGUUAUCGAAGCCAAAAGAGUAGUGGUAACUCAAACAGCUCAAAGAUUUCUGGUCAACAUAGACUAGAAGUCAGUUCCAGCCAAAAUGUUUCAAAUGAUAAAUUUCAGAGGAGCUUUAAGCCAGAAUCUAUGGUGAAUAACUUUCAGGGAAGGCAUCUGUUUGCCAGGACUCGUUCUAGCCCUGAGCUUACUGAGACAUGUGGUGAAACUCCUUUACCAUCGCGGCGCACUAGAGCCCCGGAAAUUGGGAAAUACCAAACUGAUUCAUCAAGGGUUGAUAAUACCAGGAAAAAGAAUCAGGAGUCUGAGACUUUAUCAAGCCAUGGUAGAUCUUCGGUUGAAUCAUCACUUAGGCAUAUCUCAUCCCGUCAAAGUCUUGAUAGUACCGCUGAGACAAACAGCGAAAUUACUAGGUAUCAAGAUGAUUUAGGUUCGGGUUCCAUGAAAGAUGACUUUUCCAUCCCAGGGGUACAGGGAAUGCAACAGGAAGAGCAAGACCUUGUUAACUUGAUGUCAUCUGCUGCACAUGGUUUUAAUGGGCAGUUUCCGUUUCCUUUAGGGUUUGCUGCUGGUCACUUACCUUUUCCGAUUGCACCUUCCAUCUUAGCUUCAAUGGGAUAUGGUCAGAGGAAUUUGGCUGGCAUUGUUCCUACUAACCUUACGUUCAAUGAGACUGCGUGGGGUGCCAAUAUGCAAUUUCAACAAAACUUAGUUUUUUCACCGUUUACCCAUUAUUUUCCUGGUGGAUUCCCUCAAAAUCUGGAAAACUCAAGUCAAGCUGGUAAUGACAACACGGGUUCUGUAGAAAUGAAUGUUGGCGAGCCUGAACAUGAUUCAUGGCACGAGCAAGAAAGGGGAACUAGCAGUUUUGAUCUCGAAAACGGUGAUUAUGGAAUGCAUCAGGUGCAUGAUAAUCAUCAUUCAUCUACAGAAGAUUACAGUUAUGGACUUUCAAGUCGGAGAUCUAGCGAAACACGAUCAGUGAAAGAAGAUGAUUCAGACAAUUCCCACUAUCCAGCUAGAGGAGGCAGUCAGAUGUCGAUUGAAGAGAGAAAUACAGGCUCUAGAGCUGUGUCUCGUGCUAGUUCUGUUAGAAGCAAAACUUCAUCCGAAAGCUCCUGGGAUGGAUCAAAAACAAAGGGCUCAAAACCGAUUAGGGAAAAACGGAACAGGAAAGUAGUGUCUUCUAGGCCUUCAUCUGCGUUGUCUGGAAAAGGAAAGAGCGUAUGUGAGCACUCAAUCCAGGUUGAUGAUGAUAACAGAGAGUGGGUUCCUGUAUCCAGCGAUGAAAUGACAGAAAGAGAUCUAGAGUCUCAGCCUACUGUUGCAUCAUUGCAAGUUCAGAGGCAUCAAAUGCAGGGUCUUGAACCAGCUCAAACAAGUGGACCAGAAUCUGUAAUACCUCUUGCUCCAUUGCGUCUUGGUCAAGGUUUGCAGCAAAGAACUGUUGAUAGCUCAGGGUAUACAUUUUAUCCAACUGGGCCACCUGUUCCAAUUGUGGCAAUGUAUCCGGUGUAUAACAUUCAAGCUGGUAAUACAACAUCAGAUGCGUCAACCAGCCAUCAUAGUGUGGAUGAAGGGAUAGAAAAUAACAAUUCAUGUAAAACUUUUGACUCAUUUAGGGGAGUUGAUCAGUCUGAGAUAUUAACUUCUUCCCACCCCUCAAAAAUUGCUGCUUCCGUUGAGCCAAUGGAGCACAAACCUGACAUUCUUAAUGGUGAUUUUGUUAGCCAUUGGCAGAACUUACAGUAUGGCCGUCUCUGCCAGAAUUCACAAUGCCCUCCGUUGAUGUAUCCUGCUCCUGUGGUUGUCCCACCUGCUUAUCUCCAGGGGCGCGUGCCAUGGGAUGGUCCUGGAAGACCUCUUGCUUACACAAAUGUUGUCAAUCAGCUUGUGACUUAUGGACCUCGUCUCGUGCCAGUUGCUCCUGUACAGUCUGCUUCAACCAGACCAGCCAACAUUUACCCCAGAUAUUCAGAUGAAAUACCUAGAUAUCGGAGUGGGACGGGGACCUACUUUCCAAAUCCUAAGAAUACCACUAGGGAGCGGCAUUCAUCUAGCAUGAGGAGGGGGAGUUAUGGGCAUGACAGAAACGAGCAUCAUGGUGAUCGAGAAGGGAACUGGAACGUUGCUAAGACGCGUGGUUCAGGGCGUGGUCACAAUCGUAGCCAAGCUGAAAAGCCAAACUCAAGGCAAGACCGAUCAGAUAAUAGACAUUGGGGCUCAUAUAGGCAUGAAUCAUCAUCGUCAUAUGCAUCUUAUCAUUCCCAGAAUGGCCCUAUUCACUCGACCACCUCACAUGACGGAUCUGCUAAUAUGGCAUAUAGCAUGUACCAAUUGCAAGGGAUGAAGCAAAGCAGUGCGGCUUCUGAGGGUCACAGUAUUCCAUCUGUUAUGAUGUUUUAUCCGUACGAUCGCAAUACUGUUUACAAUGCACAGGGUGAACAGCUUGAGUUCGGGUCGCUUGGACCUAUGGGUUUCUCGGCCACAAAUGAAGCGACCCAUCUAAGUGAGGGGAGCCUUUCGAGCCGGGCAUUUGAAGAAGAUCCACGGUUUCUUGGUACUUCUUCUGCUCAGAUGUCUUCUUCGCCAGAUCAGCCCUCAUCGCCUCACCUCCCCAGGGGUAAGUGAUUUUAUUGCUGGAUCAAGCAAAAAGCCCAGAGGGGCGCAGAGGGAACCAAACGAACGCAUCCCACCACUCGAAUCUUGGGAAAUCAAGAAAAAAAUGGAGACAAGAAAACCUCAAGCUGACCUACUAGGAACAAUCCUGCACAAGUGCUUUGAAUGCAAGGACUUGUGGGAAGAGAAGUCGCACGUUGUUUCUCGGAGGGAAGAAAAUCUAUGACGUGAAAAAUAACAGAGACCCGACACAAGAUGGUUAGUUCUUUGUAUGUACACUAUCAAAAAGAAGCAUCAUCAACCAUCAUCAUCAUCAUCGUGAUAGAGAAUGAUGAUGUCUUUUGUUCCAGUAGAGCAAGAUGUGGGAAAGAAGAAAAAGCAUCCUCUCCAUUUGUUUUUUCGACGAAUCGGUUUCUGAGGUUUCCUACAAAAACCAUAAAACUUGUAGCCUUUGCCCAGAUAGAAUAUGCUUAGGUUUCAGGAUUUUAUCGUUUUACUGAGUCCCAGAAAAGGAUUUUUUAUUUUCCUUUUUCCAAUAGAAGGCUGUAAUAGCGAAAAGGUUUUUGGAUUUAUGA